GUUUACCUAUCUGAUGAUAUACUCGCAAGGUAUUUUUCUAAGCUGUGGGCAUGUAGGGAAAUAUAGGAUGUGGAGAAGUAGGAAAUUGACAGAAGGAAAUCUUUUAGGGAUAGAUUUGCCUUUUUUUUUUUAA
Phytomonas sp. EM1 is the source of this 133-nucleotide messenger RNA. Lineage: Eukaryota; Euglenozoa; Kinetoplastea; Trypanosomatida; Trypanosomatidae. The record is from the annotation of a GenBank genome assembly.